This is a messenger RNA of Ahaetulla prasina, 4371 nucleotides long. RefSeq names its product solute carrier family 9 member B2 (gene SLC9B2). Gene Ontology annotation, biological process: proton transmembrane transport. Bases 495 to 2114 code for a protein of 539 amino acids. NCBI's taxonomy places the organism in Eukaryota, Metazoa, Chordata, Lepidosauria, Squamata, Colubridae. Gene Ontology annotation, molecular function: antiporter activity. The record is from RefSeq and is a predicted model, not a curated record. The transcript has 13 exons. Gene Ontology annotation, cellular component: membrane.
UUUCGGUCCUCCAGGAGGAUCGGCGGGUUUUGGACAAUAGAAGCGGAUCUCCUUUUAACCCGAGUGAGGGAAAAUCUCCCUCUUGGCGCGGGCUGCCUCCAUGGCUCGUACAGCUCAUGUUUUCCUCGCCAGCAGAGAGGCUCUUCCCAGCCGCUCCUCCUCCCUUUGCCACACAGAAGGGAGGGGAGCGUUAUUAAUAUCGCCAGCUCGACCUCGGACCGCGGAACCAGGCGAAGGGUUACUUAGGAGGCAUCGGCGCCAAGCCGUUAGCGCUGCAACCUGCGGCUGCUUUUUUUCACCCGCCCGGCUUGAAUGGGUUGACAAUCGGCACGAAUUGACAAAGGCGGAUAGCCAGAGGAUCAGCCUCCGUUGUAAUCUCUGAAGGUUUCUUAACAGAGGAUCAGUCGCUCUCCGGGAACUGCUUUGGACUAGGUUAACCUUUAGAAUUGGCCUCAGGAAGAGUUUUGACAGACGUCUACCCAAGAUUGAUCAAAAUGGCAGAAGACUCAGUGCCAGGGAGUUGGAAACCAACAACACUAUCUGAAAAUGCGAGCAAUAAUGUAAUUCCCAUGCAUGAAGCAACUCAGGAAGUUUUGGAUUCCGGAGCCACCAGUGGCAUUGUACAAACAAAAGAAACAGCUCCAUUGAACAGGUGUGAAGAACACGCUCAGGGACCUCUGGCCGAGUUAAAAACUUCAGGAAGACGUAUAUGUGCUUGUCCUCCUCAAGGCAUCCUUGCCAGAAUAACAACAAACGUGGUAGCAGUAGCAUUGAUCUGGGCUGUGAUCUGGUCUAUUACAACCCACGAAAGUCUUCCUGGUGGGAGCCUCUUUGGAUUUUUAUUCCUCUAUCUUUUUGCUGUAAUUGGUGGUAAAAUUAUGGGCUUAAUUAAAUUUCCUGGUCUGCCUCCUCUCCCUCCUCUUUUGGGAAUGUUGCUUGUUGGAUUUCUUCUAAGAAACAUCCCAGUGAUCACUGACAUAGUCCUGAUCAAUGUGAAAUGGGGAGCCACCCUAAGAAGUAUUGCUCUCGCGAUCAUCUUGGCCCGGGCUGGCCUUGGCCUUGAUCCAAAGGCGCUGAAAAAACUAAAGGCUGUCUGCUUUAGAUUAAGCUUGGGACCCUGCCUAAUAGAAGCAUGUACAGCGGCAGUUGUAUCUCAUUUUCUCAUGCACCUGCCAUGGCAGUGGGGAUUUAUGCUUGGAUUUGUCUUAGGUGCUGUGUCUCCUGCAGUUGUAGUCCCCUCAAUGUUGGUUUUACAAGCAGGAGGAUAUGGUGUUGACAAAGGUGUCCCAACUUUACUAAUGGCUGCAGGAAGUUUUGAUGACAUUCUGGCUAUCACAGGUUUCAACACCUGCUUAGGGAUAGCAUUCUCUUCAGGCUCCACCCUUCAAAAUGUCAUUCGAGGUAUAUUAGAAGUUGCAGUGGGUAUAGCAGCAGGUGGACUUUUAGGCAUUUUUAUUCGUUACUUUCCAAGCAAGGAUCAGACAUAUCUUGUAUGGAAGAGAGCAUUCUUUAUCAUAGGAUUAUCAAUGUUUGCCAUUUUCAGCAGUCUGUAUUUUGAAUUCCCUGGAUCUGGAGGACUGUGCACAAUUGUCUUGGCAUUUCUGGCUGGAUUAUCAUGGUCUGAUGAAAAAAAAGAGGUAGAAAAAAUUAUUAAGGUUGCAUGGGAGAUUUUCCAACCUUUUCUUUUUGGUUUAAUUGGUGCUGAAAUAUCUGUUGCAUCUCUUGACCCUCAAACAGUUGGACUUUGCAUUGCCACACUGGCUAUUGGAUUGAUAGCCCGGGUUACAACCACUUUUGUAUUGGUCUGUUUUGCUGGUUUUGAGCUGAAAGAGAGAAUAUUUAUUGCAUUGGCUUGGAUCCCCAAAGCUACUGUGCAGGCUGCAAUUGGCUCAGUUGCCUUAGAUACAGCACGGGAGCAGAAAGAUGAACAAUCAGAGAAAUAUGGCAUGGAUAUUUUGACAGUUGCUUUCCUGGCAAUCUUAAUCACAGCUCCAAUUGGAGCUCUAAUAAUUGGGCUGGCAGGGCCCCAACUUCUCCACAAGACUUCUGAUACCAAAAGAGAAAGUCAUAUAUAUGAAGAAAGAGAAGAAAUAGAAAUACAUGGGCCAGCAUAGGGAGAUAUGAAGUGCAGUCCACAGAUCACCAGAAUUGAGACUGCUUAUUAAUCAUGGUAUCCACAAGUAACAUACAGAUAUUUAAAGGCCUAUGAGAUACACUGCAGAUCUACUAAAUAUAUGUACAAAUUUUUUAGAUGACAUCAGUUGGAGCUGUUUAGAGCCAAUGUUAGCUAUUAGUGGCUUGUAGCUUUUCUUUUAGUGGCUAACAGUUUAUUAGGUGAAAAGAAGAUUAGUGGCUGCUGAAUUAGAAUAUAUUUAAAGUACUGAAGAAUAAAUGAAACUGUUGAGGUUAGACAUACUUAGAUUAACAGAAAUCUUUUAGAUCCACUGCCUGGGUGAGAACUAGGGAUUACUGAUAAAGACUUCCACCCCUUCCUUUUGUGGUGGGAAAAUAGUUAGAAUUGAAAUAUAACCUGAAGUUUUCUUUGAAAGACUCUGAUAGCCUGAAGUCUUCUUUGAGGGAUAGAUUGGGAACAGUGAAUUAGUAUAGUUAAAGUAGAUUUUAUACAAAUAAUGUUGUAGAGAAUUGGACCGUUAGAUGUGUAAAUAGAAGAUGACAGGCUAGAAGUGUCCUUAAGAGAUAGCUUAUGUUUGUGGUAUGUAUGUUGAAUGAGAGAAUGGCAAGAUAAAUAGAGGAAAAGAAUGUUGUGAUGGGGACCCACUGUGGAUUAUGACAGGCAGAGAUAGGUAUGGCAAGAAGCACCAGCUUGACUAUACAGGAAAAGGGAGACCCAUAUAUUUGUAUGGGUCUAAACCAGAUAUUCCAGACCAGAGCCCAGGUGGCUGAACUGCUGGGCAUUUUUGCCUCCAGUUACUACUUGAAAAUGGCGAGUUGGUGCAAAAUAAGACCACAUUCAUUUUACAACAUCUGGUAGAUGAAUGUGGUAACUUGAUGUAAGUUAUUGAAACAUGAAUGGGAAAAAAUGGGGAUGUAGCCCUGUUGUAAAUUUGCCCUGCCAGUUUUCAGAUUAUGCAGCAGCUAUAGCAACUUGGCCAAAGAGGAGUUGCUAUGUUGUACAAGACAUCUUUGCAGUGAUGAGGAGCACUGUUAUGACUGGAUAAGAAUGUCUUAAAGGGUAUAGAGUUAUAGAGAGCCCUCCAUGAAUAUCUGGAUGUCAUUUUAGAGAUAAUGUUGGGCCAUCCCAAGAUUGAGUGUUUGAGGAGACUUUGAUCUUCAUUACCUGGAAAAAGGGUUCAGUGUGUUCCAUGAGUUUAUGAUAACCUUGGGCCUGCCCCAAAUAAUCUGUCCCAAUAGAUAACAGCAAACACCCAUUAUACCUGGUCUAUACUUGGAGCAAAUAAGGCAGAACUAGAAAUGGAGGACAUUGAUACCUAUCAUCUGCUAUGAUCAGUUUACUUCCUCUUCAGAUUCAUAGACAACCAAGGAUUCCAUGUGAAUACCGAAUUCUUUCAACUGGUAUUCUCCAGGAUCUGGAUGAAUUCCAGUGGACUUCAGAGGACAACCUGGUGGAUUAUUCUGUUUUGUGUCUGGCUGAUUUAUGGAUCCAACUGUUUCUGACAACUGGGGAGAGGGUACUAAUAUUUUAUAUUUUACAUUGCCCAGAAUAUGUGUACAUAUUGAAAUGGGCUACAAAAAAUUUAAAAUCAUUAGUAUAAAAUAAAAUAUGAUUUUAUUGAAUCAACAUCCAAAUGUGCCUUAAACCCCCACCACACAGUCUCAACUGUCAGUACCUAUCCUUCCAUCCCCCCUGCCAUUACAACUGAUGAAGUUCCUUGGAUGAGAAAGGAAACGUUUUGUUCUUCUUCCUCAAAGGAAAAAAACCCAGUCCAGUUGCCUUUUGAAAAAGCACCUUUGAGACAACAAUGACCUGGAUGACUGAGAAUCUCCAAAGUCAUUUAUCUUUUCAUAUAUUUCUAUUAUAUAGCUCAUCUUUUCUCAAGGUUAAGCUUCUUCGCAGGGUGCAUUCUCUGAACCGGUUUUGACUUCUCAAAAUUAGUAUGCUGCACAGGUUUGGACAGAAUACUAUAAUACUAGAGAUGAGAACUGACCAAGGUGCCGUGAAAUAAAACAAUAUUUUGCAUGAUUUGAGGAAUAUACUAGUACUGAUGCAGCUCUUUGACUCCAAGAUCUUUUUCACAAAUAGUUAUUAAGCACCAAUCUAUGUAUUGUUUCCAAAAUAAACACCUCUGUACUUUUCUUUCUUAAUUUGUAUGGUAUAACUUCCUCUCCAUUUCACCAGCCUGUCAAGAUAAUUUUGGAUUUUGUUUUCUAAAGAAGUUUCUCAGCUUCAGA